UUAGAUUUAAAGAAACUUUACAAAGUUUUUUUAUACUCAACUUUAAAGUCUGGAAACGUUCUAAAGUUUUCAUCAAAUUUUCUAAAUAGCAUUACGAAGUUUUCUGGAAACAGAUUUUUGUUUUUGUUUUUGGCCUGAAGGAUUAUAUUUCAUGAAACUUGCAACUUAAAGAUGGACGAAGAAGUCCAGACAUCAUACAGCUUUGAGGGAUCCGAGAUCGAAUCCAGGCGGUCGAUAAACCGAGAAGGUUUCGAGGGUGAUCUGUUCCGGAUAUAUCGAUAAAAGUAUUGAUGGGAUAAAGCAAUGCAACACCUGGACGGUCUGUCAAUUGUGGAUGCGGAGUGUCUCCCUGGAGGACUAUGGAUUUGCCGAAACGACUUCGAUCUUGCUUAAUCGUAAUUAAUUAAUAAAUGUCAUUAAAUCUACGAUGGAUAACUUGACUAUAAAUAGCAUAUUUGUAGUCUUUGCAACUAAUCAAACAAUGAAUCAGACAAGAAACUUGACUUUGGCUACUUCAGCAGAGUAUAUUAUCCACAAAGAAGGACAAAUUGCAGCUAUGGUGCUAACAUCAUUAGCAUUAUCUUUAGUCAUUUUGGCGACUGUGGUGGGUAAUAUAUCAGUUAUAGCAGCAAUAUUUUGUGAAAGAAAUCUUCAAACUGUUGGUAAUGGUUUGGUACUAUCUUUAGCGGUGGCAGAUUUGAUGGUGGCUUGUUUGGUGAUGCCAUUAGGAGCUGUGUACGAAGUUCGCCAAGAAUGGUCAUUGGGACCCGAAUUGUGUGACAUAUGGACUUCGUGUGACGUACUGUGUUGCACUGCAUCGAUUCUACAUCUAUUAGCUAUUGCUGUUGACCGUUUUUGGGCGGUGACGAAUAUCGACUACGUCAGGAAACGUAAUGGAUGUCAUAUCGGUUUCAUGAUACUAUUGGUUUGGGGUAUAGCUUUUUUCGUUUCGUUUCCUCCCAUAUUCGGUUGGAAAGAUCCUGAUUUUCAGUAUAGAAUAGAAGUCGAAAAAAGGUGUUUAGUUAGUCAAGAUGUCGCCUAUCAACUAUUCGCUACGUGCGCUACAUUUUAUGUGCCGUUGGUAGCCAUACUGUUUCUCUACUGGAAGAUAUAUCGGGUGGCCAGGAAGCGCAUACGACACAAGCCGGGGGGUAAGAUAAUUCCAAGACCUCCGCAAGCGUCCCCGAGUACCUUGUCACCACCUUUUGUUUCCGAACUGACUGUAAUUUCUAAUAAUUAUUCUUCGCACCCAAGUAGUGAUAACAGCAUGACUGCCAGCAUGGUAGCCGAACAAGAUUUUACAUUGAGGCCAAUGAUCAACAAAAGCUGUGCCACAAAACAUAGAAAAGAAUCAUUAAAGACGAAAAGGGAAAGAAAAGCAGCAAAAACACUGGCUAUUAUUACUGGUAUUUUUGUUAUAUGUUGGUUACCAUUCUUUGUCGUUGCAUUGCUAAUGCCAUUAUGCAACACCUGUCAACCUGAAGAUUAUGUUUUCAGCAUAUUUCUAUGGUUAGGAUACGCUAAUUCUAUGAUAAAUCCAAUUAUUUAUACCAUUUUUAGUCCAGAUUUCAGGGCAGCAUUUGAAAGAAUGCUGUGCAAUAAAAGAGCAUCUAGAAUACGAUGAAUGGAAACAUCAUAUUAAAAUUUCUAUAAAUAAAUCGAACACUGGAAAUAACAUAAAUAAAUCAAUAUUGAAAUUAAAAUUUAUAUAUAUUAAU
Molecule: messenger RNA, 1718 nt
Organism: Centruroides sculpturatus (bark scorpion)
Lineage: Eukaryota; Metazoa; Arthropoda; Arachnida; Scorpiones; Buthidae
Product: 5-hydroxytryptamine receptor 2A-like
Exons: 3
Coding region: 428-1624 (398 amino acids)
Biological process (GO): chemical synaptic transmission; adenylate cyclase-activating adrenergic receptor signaling pathway; G protein-coupled receptor signaling pathway, coupled to cyclic nucleotide second messenger
Cellular component (GO): membrane; dendrite
Molecular function (GO): neurotransmitter receptor activity; G protein-coupled serotonin receptor activity
Source: RefSeq, a predicted model, not a curated record